Messenger RNA from Menidia menidia (Atlantic silverside), 1218 nucleotides. The record is from the annotation of a GenBank genome assembly. Lineage: Eukaryota; Metazoa; Chordata; Actinopteri; Atheriniformes; Atherinopsidae.
AUGGCGCACCGCCCGGCGGACGGUUGCUUGGUCGCUGACCAAACGGUGGACCAGGGAGUUCUGAGGCGUUGCAGGGGGCGACCCAGACUCACGGACUCCGACCGAGCCCAGAGACGCCUCGAAUCCCGCAAGAAGUACGACGUUCGGAGGGUUUACCUUGGAGAAUCCCACAAGCUGUGGAGCGAGCUCCGCAGACGGACCAGCCUGAGUGAUGCCGGGCUGGCGGAGUACCUCAUCCUGCUCAACUCCACCUACGGAGACCAAUACCAGCAAAAACACUGCGGGAAGAAGACAGUGCCAGAGCUCUCAGAAAAACAAAAAAGAGGCAGGAAGCAGAGUGUGUCUAGCCUCCAGAGUCUUGUGUGUUGGUACCAGGAGCACGCUCGCUCCUGCCCCCACGAGCCCCAGCUCAGAGCCCUGGAGCCCCAGACCGACUUCUCCACCGCUGCCAUCUGGCAAUGCCACUCGGAUCACUCCUUUGUGCAGUACCUCUACUCGCCUCUGAGGGGAGACAGUGAUUCAGAGCAGGAGGAGUGCUCGAACGUGGACAGCGACGGAGAGAUGGCGGCCAGUAAAGAUGCGCAGCUGUCCAAAGGCCCUGUGAGCAGGCAGAGAAGAAAGGAGUGUCAUAGAAAGUUCACAGACGUCGGAGAAGAUGUUUCUGAGGAGCAGAGUUCGACCACGAGCCAGACGGAAGAAACCGGAGCAGCAAACCACCACCCCGUCACGGCUCUGACGGGACGGCCCGAUUGGGAGGUGGACAUGGUGCCGCAGCAGGGCUCCUUCGCGGAGGAGCUGGACUCCAUGCCUGCGGAGGAAGAGGAGGACGCCACCGAGGAUCUGAGGCGAGGGAAGGACGGGAGGGAAAGAGAAGCGGAGGCAGUCGGAGAAGAAGAAGAGGAAACCAGGUCUGCCGGGCACGAUUACCAGUGCAUCACCGCAUCCUUGGCUGAACUGGAGAAGGUGGGGGAGCUUCCAGUCCCGCCGCCCAUGCAGGUACACGAACAGACCGAGCUGUUUGACCAUCAAGCUCUGCAGUCGGUGGUGACGGGCUGCGAGAUUCCCGACCAGAAGGUGGCUCUGGAGGCCUCGCAGCUGAUCAUCAUCUCCGCUCCCAGCUACGAGGCGCUGGCGUCAGAGGAAAUCCAGCUCAACGUGGCCAGUGGAAAUGUGGAGGAAGUCUCCUGCUCCGUCAUAGGGACGGGCACCUACAGCCAG